Molecule: messenger RNA, 5534 nt
Organism: Dreissena polymorpha
Lineage: Eukaryota; Metazoa; Mollusca; Bivalvia; Myida; Dreissenidae
Product: E3 ubiquitin-protein ligase RNF213-like
Exons: 14
Coding region: 110-2029 (639 amino acids)
Molecular function (GO): ATP hydrolysis activity; ubiquitin-protein transferase activity
Source: RefSeq, a predicted model, not a curated record
AUCGGUAAAGACCGGUCAUAUACUUGGUACAGCCAUUAGAGAUGGAGUUAUCAAGGCAGAGAGAAAUUUGAGCCCUACCUACUUUUUAGCUGUCCGACUUUUCAUCCACAUGGCCAUGUUAUUUGGUCCGACACGGCAGAUCAACGCUAUUAUAAAACCUGAACUGAAAGACACGUCUGUAUCAGAUUUCUUGUUAGAUCACAUCAAAGUAAACAUAGCUGACCUACAGAAAUCUCUGAACCGCAGUGCAGAUGAUGUCAUUCUACUCAUGCACAUGGUUAUAAACAAUAUGCGGAACGAAACAAUAGUACCAACCUCGGUAGCACGUCUGUCAACACAAGCAGAUAGAUUUACGUGGGAGCAGACCGUUUUUGCGGAAAUUUUGAAUCCAAUUCUCGGGAAUGUAGCUCGAUGCCUCGAGGAAUGGUAUCCCCGGUUAGCUACUGACAAAAGACUUGGCGCAGAUCGACUGAUGUGCCUCAUAUACGAAACUGACCGUAGUCAAGACGUGGAGGACACCAAUCAGCUGCUGGAUAUCCCAAGGAUGUGGCGGUUCCGAACACCAAUCACCAUUGAGCACAUGGCGCGAGAACUUGAAUCAAAAUGUCAAGACGGCAAUAAUUCAUAUUUUAUCCUUCAGAACUUCUUGCACGAGGACUGCUUGCUGCAGGCCCUCAGAUAUAUACCAAAUAUUCUCCGUCUUCAACGAGCUCUACUCCAGAAAUACCAGAAGAAACUCGACAAAACUGAAGCAAACGCGAUCAAAGUAAAAGAUUUGAAGAAAGAGCGCGUAGCAGGGCAUGACACUGAUCGAUGGAUACACGAUUUCGCAUGUGCAUGGGAGAUCACACGAAAAUCAUUGGAACAAUACGGUUGCCCUACACAAUUUGGAUUAAUGUUUGUACCGAAAGUGUUUUGCAACCAAACUAUACAUGAUGAAACGCCACUAGCACUGUUCCUUCCGUCAACUAGUGGUGCUGGGCUAUGUUCGUAUGCUAUGCUGGAUUGUCUUUUUAGAAAACAAAACGAUUUUCUACACAACUUCGCCCUGAAAUCCGGAAAACAGGACAUAGAUCAAUCUAUCGUCAAACCAAUGUCUGUCACCUCCGCACAUCUGAUCAGCUACGACCAUGAACAAGACCUUAUGCCCCUGGUGUUGGCCAACUGUCAGUACUCCGUCGAGAUGGGCGUCGGGACCAAGAUUGAGUAUGACUUUGCUGGCAUUGAGAGACAGCUCAUAGACAGGUUUAUCUGCUCGAAAUCAAGAAUUGAGUUGACCUGUUUUCUAGAGAUCGACCAAAUGGUCUAUAGAUCUGAGGUGACAACUCAUAGCGUUUUAAAGGAACUUUCAGAAAAAAUACCGCAGGUACACUUGCUUGGAUCGGUGCGAACUCAAAUUUGCGAAGAACUAAGAAGGCAACCUGAUGUCUGCAGAUCAUUGGAUAAUCUUGACAUUGCAAUCAGCUUUCUAAAAACAAGUGGAGGAAAUCCCACAGAAAGACUGGACACAUUUAUGACAAAUAAAUUGAAGCUCGAAAAUGCAAUGCUAAGUCAAAAGGCUCGCCAGUCGUGUGAGCUGCAGCAUACCAGGUCAUUGUGGUUGUUGUUGUUGCUGCAAAAAUCAAAGCUGCAAAUAGAACAAAGACAAACAACAGAGGGAGUUUUUGAGACAUUACAACAUAAUAUGGUUGCGAAUUUAGAUGGCGAUGUAAAAAAAUGUUUCAAUGAUUACCUAACCACCCUCAGUGUUGACAAACUGUCAAUCAUUCUUGAUGUGAUGCACGAGUUCCUGUUACUCAAUGUGUCCAUUCGCCAAAACAUUUACGACGAGGACUACAUUGACACAAGCUCUUACAGUUUCCUUGAUGGCCUGCGGGAAUAUAUUGCUGCGAGUGAACCGCAACUGGUGAUAGAUGAUGCGACUUUGGAUGGCUUUCCCCCAAAAGUACUUUACAAACAUGGUGCAAACGCCUGGGUAUUGGCCUACGAAAUGCUGAAAAAGAAAAUAGAAAAUAAACGUCGGCACUAAAACUAAACAUUUGCGCUGUAGUUCCUGCACCAUGUGUGAAAUACGGGGCAAUAGAAAAUUAACGCUUAUUUAACUGAACCAUAAGGACCUUUUUACAUUAAACAGUCAUAUGCUUAUUAGUUUUUAUAUGCCUUUUUGGGCAUGUUGGGUUUUCGCACAAUUUCUUGACUUGUAUGAAUAUGAAUGUAAUUUAUACAAAUGGUUCUUGCGUUUAAAACAGGUUUGUGUCAUAUGUGUGCAUUGAGAUAUAAGAAAAUCGGUGAAAUCGUGUUUGGCUUAUGAGGUGGUACUUUUAUGUACUUGUCGCUAUCGUCAUAUUUAGAUUCUUUAUUCUAUUCAAUGAUCCAUUUCGAGGGUUUGAUAUUGUUCCAACUCUGUGUGAAACGUAUUUUCAUUCCAUUAGCAAUUAAGGAGUCCUUAGAGCUACUGUACAUUGAAUAACAUCUGGUAUAUACAUAUGUUAUUGAUGAUGCAUUGGUUUCAUAAGAGCUUCGAGAUGCUGAAGAAAUUUAAUCAGAAUUAAGAAAUAUUAGAACAAUAUAUUUGUUUCACUAGCCAUAGCCAAACGGAGACCUUUAUACAACAUCACUUGUUCGAUGUAAUAGAACAAACAGCGUGUGUAUAUUAAACGACGAAAUUCACCAAACAAGUUGUAAAUACCACUUUUACGUGUAAUUGUAAAGUUUAUAUGUGUAUUAAGUGGUGAUAAUGAUCAUCAGUACUUUGAUGGUAUAUGUUUUAUUCAUUAAACUACUUCAUUUUAGUACAAUUAUUGGCCACAUGGCAACUGCAUAUUAUCUGAUAUUCACUGGUAAAAGGCAUAUUGACAUAGGCCCAGCCGUCAAUUAAUGUUGUAUUUUCUGACUUUUAUCAAAGGAGAACUUUUCAGACGUUUUAAUGAAAAACCCCGUCUACGUUUGCAACCACGUUAUAUGUUUCGUCUAACAGGGGUAAUACUGACAGGUUGUUAAGACUAAAAAAAUGAUACGCCUUGCAAACAACCUUUAUAUAAUAUUUUAUAGGAACACAGUAGAUCAUUAUGGCAUAAUGACACACAUCAUUUUCGAUUUAAAGUGAUGAUAUAUAUUUGAUUAAUAAUAGUUUUUUUGUAAUGUCGACCUGGUAUUUUUUACAAUUAAACCAGAUAACGGUAAUAUGUACAGUAUUGCUUUCAACGUUGCAUCAUGCAUAAAGGUGCGAUAUUUUAAAUGUAAUUCCGUUUUAUAAGCAUAUUUAUUAUGGUUAUGUAUAGUUACAACCUCGCAGUUUUUUAUGUUUUGUUAAUGAGUUAUAAAACAUAAUAUAAAAUCGAGAGCAAUUUUAACACGUGCAAAAUCAAAAUAAAUAUAUAUUAUAUGAUGCAUGCGUAUAUACCUAUAUAUUAAAAUUAAGGUUAAAUCAAUAACUGCUUUCACAAUAAUUCAUUUAUAUAUAUAUAAUAUAUAAAUGUAUUGAAUGUGAUUUGUUUUCUUGUUUAUAUUGUGUUUUGCAUUAUUUUAAUAAAUUAAGUAUUAUGAUAGCUGCUAUUGAUUUAACCUUGAUGUUAAAGCAGAAACUAAGAAAACACACACAUAAGUUAAAGUCAUUACAAAGUAUUUGAUGAAUAAUUUUACCACUCCUAGUCUCUAUUAGUUUAGUAUGUUCAUAGCACGGUAUGUGUUAGUUUACAUAUAACGUGUAAUCUUUACUGUCGGCUUUUAAAAAUAUUUUAACAAACUGACCAUAUAUACUGUCUUGCUGCUAUUUGUUAUUACUAUGUAUUGUUAUUGUUCUGUUUGCUUUGUGUAUGUGUGUGUAUUCCCCCAUUAUUUGUAAUGUAAAAGAAUUAACUGACAUCCGUUGAUCGUAGACUAUGUAACAGGUUUUCGCAUGAAAACGUUUUACACUUAUAUAUUGUUUCAUGUUGUCAUUGUGCUUAAGGUGGUAAGUAAAAGUCCCGUAUGAAACAUAUUUAACGAGUUUAUUAAAGUGUGUUCAUGAAUAAACGGUCUUGUAUAGUAAUUUAUGUGAGCUAUAACUGUGUGUGUGUGUGUAUUUGUGUGUGUUUGCUAUUGUCAUGUAAAAAAAUUUAAUAUGUCUUUACGAUAUACACGUUAACGCUUAAUUUGCAUGAGUAUAUGUUGUUCUAAAAAUGAUACAAUUUUUAUUCAUGUAACAGUAUUGUAGUAAUAUACAGGGGUGAUUUCGGUUUUAUACGUUUCGUUGUUUUUUCUAUCUAUUGUUUCUUCCUUUUUUGCUUAAGUAUCCAUAAACAUUAUUGCAAUGUUUCCGUUGUCGAAGUAGGCCAUAAUUUAUUUGUGUACGUGUGCACAAAUAUGGUCAGUUCAUUGAAUUAAUGUGUAUUGUAGUACUAGUUUGACACCUUAAAUUAUUUUGUUCAGUUCCAACAUGUAUUUAUAUGUAUUUUAGUUGAUUUGAUUAAUGCUCGAUGUAUGAUGCGUAUAUUUCUUCCAAAUAUUAUUUUAUAAACGUACUAUAUGUUGUUUAUAUUUUUAAAAGUUGUAAUAAUUGUCUGAACAUAUUGCCGGAUAUGUAAUAGUUCUUUUUAUAUUCAAUAUAAGACAUACAAUGUAUACAUGUAUAUGAUCAUAAAACAGAGCGAUACCAUGUAGCAGCAAUAAUGUUCAAACAUGUUAUACAAGAUAUGCUAAUAAUUUUUUGUCCUUAUGGUUUCCUUUUGAUUAAACAGAAAAAGGUUUAUAUGUAUUGUUUUCGUUGGUCGUUUGUGAUUUUUAAGAAAGAAAAACAACAGAAUAAUUAUGAAUAAGGAUGAGUUGCAUAAAGUGGGUAGAAAGCAUACUGGACUUAUUAGGAAAGUUUAAUGUGUUUCCAUUUUUGUUCAAAUAGAUGAAGUGUAUCAUUGUUUAUGGCUAUUUUUUUCAAUUUGAAUCUUCAGUUUAAAAUGGAUAUGUAAUCGUAAUUCUUAGCAAUUUGACGAUUACGACAAAUUAUUUAAGUAUUGCGUUAUGCAUAUUUAUGUUCCAUACGAGUGCAAAUCGUUUUACGGUCUUGGCAAUCCCUAAUUUUGAAAAUGUAAAUGCAAAAUGACUUUAAUCAUUUGCUGAUUUCUGUUUCACUCGAGUCUAAAUGUGUAGAUUUAUUUUAUUGAUUAGGGCCAUGAAGGGCGAGCAGCAAAACAUUACUUUAAUAAUCAGCAAAAGCUAGUUUUGAUGAGAAUGCCAUGAGUCGGGAAAAAUAACCCGUGCACGUGUUGUUCUAUUAGGAUUAUGUGCUAUGGUGAACAACAUAUUAUAUUUACGCGUGUUCUUGUUGUCAUGACAUUGUUUUGCGUUUUAUAUAAGCGGUGAGUAUACUGUGGUGUGAAUGGCGAGAUACAGCCGUCAAUCAGCUGUAUUGCCGUAAUAUUUGUGUAAAAUCGCAAACGUCUGAUUUAAAACUUAUAUGGUGUUCAAUAGUUCAAUAGUUUACUGCAAGAUUUGCACGAUAAAAGAAUGUGAGUUUACGAUGCUUGAAAGUAUGUUAUGGAAUAAAAGUGACAAUAUUU